UCGACGUUGAAACUGUUGCUUUUAUUGUAUAAUAGUGCGGUGUAGUGUAUCCAGUGGAGAGAAGAGAACUGUUAGGCAUAUUCUAACUCUUGACUCAACGGCUCCUAUCUAAUAAGAUUAGCAGAAACAGAGAAAAUCAGGACAAAGGAAAAAACUUUAAAAAAUUCAGUAGACAAAAAGAAAAUAUGAAUAAGGCAGUAUUUGUAUCGAUCUCAUUGUCUUUACUGUCGCUGACGAUGGGCAUCACCAUUCUUAUACUGCUUUACACAAAUAAUGCGUCCAGUGAAAAUUGUACCCCAGCUGAGAACAAUGACAGUUAUUACAAUAAUAAAUACAAAAAAAGGCACCAAGUAUUUGAUAAAACGCUUUGGAAUCUAAUGCCUCGAUUGAGUUACGAACUUACGAAUAUGACAUCACCUGCAGAAGUGGUUAUAAUAAAGCAAACUGGAGGAGGGCAAUGCUUCUCGAUUGAAGUGUGCGUUGGAAAGGUACGGUCUAUUCAAAGUAAAAGCAUCAGUAACGGACUUUCAGAUAUAAGGUAUAAUUUUUUAAUUGGUGGAGAUGGAAACAUAUACGUCGGCAGUGGUUGGGACGUACAAUCAGAUCAGAUGCCCAAUGCGAUUGAUAUAGCUUUUAUAGGAAGUUAUAGCUUCGAUGUCCUGACUGAUUCCAUGAUCGAUGCGGCACAAUAUUUGUUAAAGGUUGGACUUAGGCAGAAUAAACUGACGGAAGAAUAUAUACUUGUCGCCCACAAUCAAACUAUGAGUACAGAAAGUCCGGGGAGUAAUGUCUAUAAAGAAAUAAUUAAAUGGUUGCAUUAUGAUGGGCGUUUGACUGGUUUCAAUUCAACGAUAAGCGAGAGAUUCCGAAUUGUUUCCCGACUGCAGUGGCUGGCACAGCCGCCCACUCACGAAGCAGAUUUACUGAAAACGCCAGUUCCCUUAGUGAUAAUACACCAUACAUCCACUGAAAGUUGCAUCUCUUUAGCUCAGUGUACAUACCAAGUACGCCAGAUACAGCAGUUCCACAUGGAAAGCAACCAGUGGUGGGAUAUAGGCUACAGCUUUCUGGUCGGCGGAGAUGGCGCUGUUUAUGAAGGGCGAGGAUGGAAAUACGAAGGCGCCCACACUUUCGGAUACAACUACAAAAGCAUAGGUGUGGCGUUCGUGGGAACUUUUAAUUCUGAAAAACCUCCGAAGAAUCAAAUCGCCGCUUUUAAAAAACUAGUUGGUAAAGGUGUCGAGUUGGGGUAUCUCGAGAAGGACUAUAAAAUUUUAGGAGCUCGACAACUAUACGGCACCGAGAGUCCUGGAACCGCACUUCAAAAAGAAAUUGAAACUUGGCCUCACUGGGCUAAUCAAUCAUAGGAAAGACUCUCGAACCCGCAUCUCCUGUGUAUUAUAUAUUCUCGUAUAUACAAGGUGUCUCACGGUGGCGGCCCAUUAGAAUUAUUUCAGAGACUACUUCGAUUUGAAUUUUGAAA
Anoplophora glabripennis (Asian longhorned beetle) is the source of this 1483-nucleotide messenger RNA. RefSeq names its product peptidoglycan-recognition protein LF-like. The record is from RefSeq and is a predicted model, not a curated record. Gene Ontology annotation, biological process: peptidoglycan catabolic process. The coding region runs from base 186 to 1367 and encodes 393 amino acids. Gene Ontology annotation, molecular function: N-acetylmuramoyl-L-alanine amidase activity; zinc ion binding. The transcript has 3 exons. NCBI's taxonomy places the organism in Eukaryota, Metazoa, Arthropoda, Insecta, Coleoptera, Cerambycidae.